AUGGACAAGGGCGAAUUCAACUCCAAAUUCUCCUUCCUUGACGCAAGGGAUCCAAGAGGAAAGACGCUCGGUAUCGUAGGAGCUGGAGGAAUCGGUCGAGCUUUCGCCUACAAAGCAUCCCACGCUUUGGGUAUGAAGGUCAUCUAUCACAAUCGCAACCAGCUUAGCAGUGACCUUGAAGCACAAGCAGCUAAAGGCGGCAUGCAGUACGUCAAAACUCUCGAUGAGCUGCUUCAACAAUCCGACAUUGUCUCUCUCCACUGCCCCCUCACGCCCGCUACCAAGGGUCUGAUCGGUCGCAAACAGCUUGAAAUUAUGAAAAACGACGCCAUCCUGAUCAACACAGCCCGCGGCCCUGUGGUCAAGGAGCAAGAGCUGGCAGAAGCACUCGAACAAGGCAUCAUUGCCGGCGCCGGUCUCGACGUAUUCGAGGCCGAACCAAAGAUCCACCCAAGCCUCUUUUCUCUCAAAGAUUCCAAGGUCGAGUUGCUCCCUCACGUCGGAACCUUGACCCUCGAGACGCAGACCGAAAUGGAGGCUGUCUGCCUGCGAAACCUUAUUCAGGGUCUCGAGUCCGGCAGCCUCGGCUUCACCGUUCCUGAACAGAAGGGCAUCGAGUUCAAGUGA
Messenger RNA from Sporisorium graminicola, 627 nucleotides. RefSeq lists its product as uncharacterized. The record is from RefSeq and is a predicted model, not a curated record. Gene Ontology annotation, cellular component: cytosol. Gene Ontology annotation, molecular function: hydroxypyruvate reductase [NAD(P)H] activity; glyoxylate reductase (NADPH) activity; NAD binding. The transcript has a single exon. NCBI's taxonomy places the organism in Eukaryota, Fungi, Basidiomycota, Ustilaginomycetes, Ustilaginales, Ustilaginaceae. The coding region runs from base 1 to 627 and encodes 208 amino acids.